UCAUAAACUCAAAUCAAUUUCUUCCAAAAGCUUACUUUUUUUUUUUAUAAUAUUUUCUAAAAUGGCUAAGAAUGUGAGUUUAGAUUCAAUAGACCAAAAAUUAGCACUUGCUAAACGUUGUUCUCAUGAAGGAGCUAAAGCAGGUGCAAAAGCAGCAGUUGUUGCAACAGUUGCUACUGCUAUUCCUACUUAUGCUUGUGGAAAGAUGUUACCAUGGGCAAGAGCAAAUCUCAAUCCAACUGGUAAAGCCCUCAUCGUCUCCACAGUUGCUGGGAUGACAUACUUUAUUGUGGCAGACAAGACAAUUCUGAAAACAGCAAGGCGAAACUCCUUCAACAAAGAAGGCAACAACUAAUGAAGCAAUAAUCAAGCCUUUUUAAUUAGGCACUAAUUAAGUUUUAUUAUGGUAAUCGACAAUAUUACUGCUUUUAAGUACAAUAAGUAGGGUAGUAGGUGGAGUACUACUCACAUUAUGAGGUUAAUUAAUUAGUAGAAACCUCUAAGAAUGUGAUUUUUUGUCUAAUGUAAUAGCACCAUCUACAUUA
Messenger RNA from Solanum dulcamara, 545 nucleotides. Its product is annotated as early nodulin-93-like. Lineage: Eukaryota; Viridiplantae; Streptophyta; Magnoliopsida; Solanales; Solanaceae. The transcript is spliced from 4 exons. The record is from RefSeq and is a predicted model, not a curated record. Bases 62 to 355 code for a protein of 97 amino acids.